CGCCACUUCCGGUAAAAUCUCCUCGCAGAGUCACGUGACAUUGAAUUAGCUUUGCCGUCUCUGCUAUCUUUAAGCCGUUAAUGUUUACUUGCUAGCGAUGUUCACCAUCUCGUCGUUGGCGACACCCCGUCGACAAAGGGCCUCCGAUACAUACCCGAUAGCCUAUUUUCAUCGAUCAGGGGCGAGGAAUUGUAUUGUAAAGACAGCGGCCGCGCUCGGGCUCGACGUCACGUGACCAGCAUGCGGCUAAGCGUGUGAUAAAAGAUGGCGCGAGGCAGAAGCCGUUAGGAGCCACGGAGCGGAGAGGACAACAAGCUCCCUGCUGAAGCCACACUCUGGCUGGUCACUGUCAAGAUUCUACCCUCCACACUGUACAUUAGCCUGCUAACCUAAGAGACUGAAGGGGAAACUACAUGAGUCAGACGGACCAGGAAGUUGAACACAGCAAAGCAAUGCGUUUCAAACACGUGCCGUAGUCUGGGUCACUUUGGAGCAAGUCACUCGUUCCUUUUUACGUGCAGCAGGGACACAUGGGGGACACAGCGUGUUCUGUCUUGAAUGGUCUAUUGAAGAUGGAUCCUGGACAAGACUUGCUUCUGGCAGCGCUAAGCGAGAGCGGCAUUUGCCCAAACGACCUUUUCGAUGUUGACCCUCAAGAUGUUUCACAUUCUUCUUCAGCCCACCAGUCCAUCUCUAUCAGUGCCCUCGACGAUGGCUUCGGGGUUGCUGGGACAGAGGCUUCAGCUCCACAUACCACACUUAUGAUCAGGCAAAAACCUCAGCCCUCCACCACCACCUUUGUCUUAAAUCAACUGAAUCAGUUGCCGUCGCUUGGGGCCGUCACCACCAAGCAGUCCACCAACCCCAUCAAACACACCAUCACGGUCACCAAGGUGGUGCACGUGGCCUCCACACUGCGGGGGUCCUCCAGUCCCUCGUCCCCUUCGGUGUCCACAGCCGUGCCUUUGAACCGGGAUCAGAUUCAGUUGAAGGAUCUCCUUAGGACGGGGGGUCUGAAGAAGACCACUACGUUAAAGGGCAACAGCUUGAUGGAACUCAUGAAGUUGAAGCCACCGUCAGACAUCGCACAACCAGUUGCCACCGCAACCGCUGCAGGACACUUGGAGCUGAACAACGGCAUCAAGAAGGAAUUCUCCAUUAAAGACGCUACCCGCUUUUGGGUAAACGAUGAUGUUAAAGUACAACAAUUUUCACAUCCUCUUAAAUCCCCAAGCAUAAAGGAGGAAGAGGAGCCUGAGGAAGAGGAGGAAGAGGAAUUGGGCCACGCAGAGACGUAUGCAGAGUACAUGCCCAUGAAAUUAAGGAUAGGCCUGCGACACCCUGACCCAGUUGUGGAGACGAGCUCCCUAUCAAGCGUCAACCCUCCUGACGUCUGGUACAGGAUGUCCAUCCCAGAGGAAAUCAUUGACCGCGGCUGGCUGUCUGCACUGCAGCUAGAGGCCAUUACAUAUGCAGCGCAGCAACACGAGACGUUCCUCCCUAACGGAGACAGAGCAGCCUAUCUGAUAGGCGAUGGUGCGGGUGUUGGAAAGGGCAGAACCAUUGCGGGCUGCAUCUAUGAGAACUACCUGCUAGGCAGGAAGAGAUCCCUCUGGUUCAGUGUUUCAAACGAUUUGAAGUACGAUGCCGAGAGAGAUCUCCGUGAUAUAGGUGCGAAGAACAUUCAGGUCCAUUCUCUAAAUAAGUUCAAAUAUGGCAAGAUCUCCUCGAAACACAACGGUAGCGUGAAGAAGGGCGUGAUUUUCGCAACAUACUCUUCUCUGAUCGGAGAGAGCCAGUCGGGAGGGAAGUACAAAACCCGGUUCCAGCAGCUCCUCCACUGGUGUGGGGAGGACUUCGAUGGCGUUAUUGUCUAUGACGAGUGUCACAAAGCCAAAAAUGUUUGUCCGGUUGGCUCGUCCAAACCGACGAAGACCGGCCUGGCCGUUCAGGAGCUGCAGAACAAACUCCCCAAAGCCCGGGUCGUGUACGCCAGUGCCACAGGCGCCUCUGAACCAAGAAACAUGGCGUACAUGAACCGCCUGGGCAUCUGGGGCGAGGGCACCCCCUUCAGGGAGUUCAGCAACUUCAUCCAAGCUGUGGAGCGCAGAGGUGUCGGCGCUAUGGAAAUCGUUGCCAUGGAUAUGAAACUGAGGGGGAUGUACAUUGCCAGGCAACUGAGCUUUACGGGUGUGACUUUCAAAAUCGAGGAGGUUCCGCUGACGCCGCAGUACAUCAAGAUGUACAACAAGUCUGUGCGCCUGUGGGUGAGCGCACGCGAGAAGUUCCAGGCGGCCGCCAACCUCAUGGAAGCCGAGCAGCGCAUGAAGAAGUCCAUGUGGGGCCAGUUCUGGUCGGCCCACCAGCGCUUCUUCAAGUACCUCUGUAUCGCCUCCAAGGUCGGCAGAGUUGUCCAGCUGGCCAGGGAAGAGGUCCACAACGGAAAGUGCGUUGUGAUUGGUCUACAAUCCACUGGAGAAGCGCGGACACUUGAGGCCUUGGAGGAAGGAGGAGGAGAACUCAAUGACUUUGUUUCCACCGCAAAAGGUGUGUUGCAGUCCCUGGUGGAGAAACACUUCCCAGCCCCUGAUCGACAGAAGCUAUUCAGUCUAUUGGGUAUCGAUCUCUCGGCAAAGAAGACUCCCUCGCCCGCUGAGAAAGUGGUUGAACAGAAGGGCAAGAAGAGGAAAGGUCCAGAAUUAAAAAAGCAGGUCAAGAAGAAGUCCCGUAUACACGGAGGACUUUCAGGAAGCAGCUCGGACGACAGUCAAUCAGAAGACUCGGAUAAAGACGGCGAGAGCGACGACAGUUUCAAAUCAGUCAGUUCGGCCGACGACGAUGACUUCAAUCCAUUCCGAGACGAGUCGGACGAAGAUGAGGAGGAUGAUCCCUGGCUUAUCAGAAAAGAACCAAAGAAGGGGAAGAAGGAUAAGAACAAGAAGAAGAAAAAAUGCAUCGACCCAGACUCCAUUCAAAGUGCCUUGCUAGCGUCUGGGCUCGGGUCGAACCGGCCCAAGUUCACUGCCCCGCCGGCUAACCCUACCAUCAAGCACGCCGUCGUCAAAACGGAGAGCCAGGACGGCUUUCAAACGAGCCAAGAUGCGGUGGAGGACGCCCAGAAGAUGAAGAAGGACCUGCUGGACAACCUGGAGAAACUAGCGGAGAGCCUGCCCCCCAACACUCUGGACGAGCUCAUCGACGAGCUGGGAGGACCGGAGAACGUGGCCGAGAUGACUGGCCGGAAAGGUCGCGUGGUCAGCAACGAUGACGGCAGCAUCUCGUACGAGUCUCGCUCCGAGCUGGACGUGCCCGUGGAGAUCCUGAAUCUGACGGAGAAGCAGAGGUUCAUGGAUGGAGAGAAGAACAUCGCCAUCAUCUCUGAAGCAGCCAGCUCAGGUAUCUCCUUGCAGGCGGACCGGCGUGUUAAAAACCAGCGAAGAAGGGUCCACAUGACUCUGGAGCUGCCCUGGAGUGCAGACAGAGCUAUACAGCAGUUCGGGAGGACCCACAGGUCCAACCAGGUCACGGCUCCAGAGUACGUGUUCCUCAUAUCGGAGUUGGCCGGGGAGCAGCGGUUUGCCUCCAUCGUGGCCAAGAGGCUGGAGAGUCUGGGCGCUCUUACCCAUGGGGACAGGAGGGCGACUGAAACAAGGGACCUCAGCCGAUAUAACUUUGACAACAAGUAUGGUAGGAAUGCUCUGGAGAUCGUCAUGAAGUCAAUUGUGAAACUCGACUCUCCGCUUGUGUCGCCACCUUCCGAUUUUGACGGGGAUUUCUUCAAAGAAAUUCAAUGUGGCUUAAUAGGAGUGGGUCUUAUAACUCUUGAAGAAAGAUCUGGUGUGAUGACCCUUGACAAAGACUACAACAAUAUUGGGAAGUUCCUGAACCGUAUUCUGGGCAUGGAGGUGCAGCAGCAGAACUCCCUGUUCCAGUACUUUGCAGACACACUGGCGGCCGUCAUACAGGAAGCCAAGAGGAACGGCCGAUUUGACAUGGGCAUUCUGGAUCUUGGCUCGGGUGACGAGAAGGUGCAGAAGGUCGAGUGCAAGAAGUUCCUGACGCCGGGCUACACCACGUCGGGCCACGUUGAGCUCUACACCGUGAGUGUGGAGAGGGGAAUGUCGUGGGAGGAGGCCACUCAUGCCUGGGCAGACCAGAGUGGGGCUGACGACGGCUUCUACGUGCAGGUGCGCAACAACAGGAAGACGGCCAUCCUGGUGAAGGAGUUGAACCCCAAGAAGAGGUUGUUCCUGGUGUACCGGCCCAACACCGGCAAGCAGCUCAAACUGGAGACCUACGUUGACAUCAAGAAGAGGUUCAAGAAGGUUUUGUCAGAAGAUGCGAAACAACACUGGAUUGACCAGUUCAAGUCCUCUGCUAAGAUCUGCUCUCAUGCAUAUUGGCGGGGGAACUGUAAGAAGGCGUCAGUGGGCCUCCAGUGUGAGAUCGGUCUUCGCUGCCGGACGUACUUCGUGCUGUGCGGCUCGGUUCUCAGCGUGUGGACAAAGGUGGAGAACGUGCUGUCCUCGGUCAGCGGAACCAACGUCAAGAUGCAGAUCGUUCGCCUUAGAACCGAGGAUGGACAGAGGAUAGUUGGGCUCAUCAUCCCCCCAAACUGCGUGAACCCCCUCCUCAACAUCCUCUCCACGUCGGACCAGUGCCAGCAGCUGGCGGUGCAGGAGCAGCAGAAGUGGCAGCAGCUCCACCCCCAGAGCCUCAGCCAAGCCCCCAACACAUAGUGGAGGGUUCCCCCUCACACUCCCAGCACCCGGACACUGUCCUGAAGGAGUGGUCACUACACUGCAGUCCCCGGGACCCCGCGGGAGGCCUACGAGCCGGCCUCCCUCUCGUACCCCCGGCGACCCUGGGGGUACCGUCUGUGCGGUGCACACGUUGUUGGUCUUCAUGAGCCUCGGUGUCUGAACAGAGAACUGCGCUUCCGGGUUGCUGCUCCUCCUGCGGCUGCUGCUGCUGAUGGUGGUGGUUUUAGUAUUUGCAAGACCAGGAACUUUUCUUUUUUUUUUGUUGUCUUUCCACCUACGAAAGUUUGCUGGAUCUAUCAUAUAGCCCUCUGACAUUCAGAGAGUAAGACGUUCUGCGAUGCAUCCAUCAGGAGGAGAAGAGGACCCCAGGGAGCUUCACAUCGGUCGGCCACGUGGGUCGUGCCGGGUCCUCCCCAGGGUUAGGUUGUGUUCUAUGCCCACACGUCUGUCUAUGAUCCACACUGGCCCUAAUGAGACCAGGAGCUGUUCCCAAUGAGACCAAAGUUCAUUCAGUCACAGAGCCAUCUUCAUUCAUUUCCAGGACAUGCGUUAGACAUUUAAAAAAUGAAAGAAAAUCAAUGUUUAGUUGUAAUUUAUAUGUCCGCAUCACGUAAGCAUACAAUACCCAGGCAUAAUUGCAAUGUUUUUAGUCAUUAAUGGCCUCUCGCCAAAACUAUUCCCCAGUUUUGCUAAUUGUUCGUUGGUAUGUGGUAUAGACCGAGCGUUUGGAUACCAGAAGAAAGCUACAUAAAGUGAUUCUGAACAUUAUUCUUUAUAAUGCUGUUUGUCACCUUUCUAAAUAACAAUAACUGAAUUAAAGUAAGUUUCAACACAAUGGAAAUUUGGAAUUGGAGGAGUUUAAGAAAGUAUUUGCCUUAAAAGUUGAGCAUUGUGUUCAAAUGAGUGCAACGCAGUGUGUGUGUAUAUAUAUAUAAAAAAAAAAUAUAUAUAUAUAGUAGUGUUAAUGCAACAGUCUAAACAUCCCGAGGUUUCCAGUUUGACUGUCCCUUACGAGUAUUGAGCUAUCGGUUCAGAAUUGUCAGUAAAAGACUAUCACUGCAGCAGAUGUGGCAGUAAAUUCAUUUGUAUGCCCUGCUGUACUCUUAAGACAUGGUUUCGUUCAGAAGGCUGGUCUGUGUAUUAAUCCAUUUUCUAAUGGAUGCCGUAGUUCUCCAGGGUUCAAGUGUUCAAUGACCCUUCUCAUCAAAAUUGGAUACAGAAGCAAAAGAUGCUUAUACAAUAUCUGUAAUGCAUGUUACACCUACCUUUAAACACUAUCAUUAAUGCCUGAUGUUCAAAUUUCAUGUUGGCAUACUUCUGCUCAACUGCCCUCAACCCUCUCUUGGCUAAAGCCUUGAUUUCCCUCGGAAGGCGCCGACCCCAGACUGAUGAGGCCAACACCUAAUGGGGGCUAAUAAAAGGCUUCGGAUAUGGUUUGGGCUUGAACGCUUUGUCCCUGAUUUCCUUAAUCUGUGGGUUUAGCGCUUUUCUUUAGGUGUGAAUAUUACUUCUAAUUGAUUUUUAAGAGAAUGGUGAAGCAGGCACUUUUUUUUUAUGUAACAUACCAAAUGUGUUCAUUUAUGUACAGUUUGUAAGAGAAUCGAACAUUUCAAAUGCAGAAUGUCGUCCUUUUGGAAUGGCCGUGAAGGAAGCUGCAUUUUGUUGAGAAAAACAAAUGCCUUCUCACUUCACGCUCGCAUAGAAAAAAUAAUGUUUGUAACUUAAACUGGAAUGUCCUACACAAAGUCAAUGUAUGUUUUUAUUUGGACACUUUGAAAUGUUCUGUACAUUGGCUGCUGACAUUUUUCCGACAUGUUCUUUUUCAGUGAUGUAAAAUGAUAUAACAGGUGAACUGUUAAAAGAUAAAGACAACACACUUGAAGGACUUCCUUUGUCUCCAUGCACGAGUUGCACUACUGACUUGUACAAAACAAAAGGCUGCAUCACGUUGUUUGAAUGAGUGCAAUGACCAAUAAAGCUUGGUACACUGG
Messenger RNA from Gadus macrocephalus (Pacific cod), 6754 nucleotides. It is a transcript of the gene sbno1, whose product is annotated as strawberry notch homolog 1 (Drosophila). Gene Ontology annotation, cellular component: nucleus. Gene Ontology annotation, molecular function: chromatin DNA binding; histone binding. Gene Ontology annotation, biological process: regulation of DNA-templated transcription. The record is from RefSeq and is a predicted model, not a curated record. The transcript is spliced from 34 exons. Lineage: Eukaryota; Metazoa; Chordata; Actinopteri; Gadiformes; Gadidae. Bases 531 to 4739 code for a protein of 1402 amino acids.